Guyanagaster necrorhizus is the source of this 840-nucleotide messenger RNA. RefSeq lists its product as uncharacterized. NCBI's taxonomy places the organism in Eukaryota, Fungi, Basidiomycota, Agaricomycetes, Agaricales, Physalacriaceae. The transcript is spliced from 7 exons. The coding region runs from base 43 to 582 and encodes 179 amino acids. The record is from RefSeq and is a predicted model, not a curated record.
CUCGCCCUUCAUUAACAACCAUCUCCUCAUCCCUCACAGAACAUGGCUUCUCCAAGCAAGCGUCGCAUCGAAACCGAUGUCAUGAAGAUGCUCAUGUCCGACUACGAGGUCUCGCUCGUCAAUGACAGUAUGCAAGAGUUCUACGUCAGAUUCUAUGGGCCAGCUGAAACACCCUUUGCUGGCGGUGUAUGGAAGAUCCAUGUCGAACUGCCAGACCAGUACCCCUUCAAAUCACCCAGUAUCGGAUUCAUGAACAAGAUAUUCCAUCCCAACAUCGAUGAGCUGAGCGGGUCGGUUUGCCUCGAUGUAAUCAAUCAAACAUGGUCUCCAAUGUUCGAUAUGAUAAACAUAUUCGAAGUGUUUCUCCCCCAGCUCCUCAGAUACCCAAACCCGAAUGACCCUCUGAAUGGCGAAGCGGCUGCGCUGUUAAUGCGCCAUCCGAAGGAAUAUGAGGCAAAGGUCAAAGAAUACGUCCAACGGUUUGCCACCAAGGAAGCUGCUGAUGCUGCUACAGACAGCAAAGAAGAUGAGGAUGAAGACGAGGAAAUGAGCGACAUCGGGAGCAUCAGUGACGCCGAGUGAACAUCCAUUUGCCGUCCUAUCUCCUCCUCUGUUCCCGCAUUUAUUUAUCCUGGUCCAUUGAUGAUCAAUCGUUCUCUAUCUAAUCAUCUGUAUGAUGUCGUUGCGCAGCUUUCCUCCUCUAACUGUACAUACCUAGCGUUCAAGGCCACUUGACGUACAUAUCCUCAUCUCACUGAUUUCUUGCUCUUCGUCUACAUGUAGUCUCCGACAAUAAUAGAUGGAUGGAUAUAUCAACUGGGUGUAUGCGUGUUUGAGGGA